This is a messenger RNA of Trichechus manatus latirostris (Florida manatee), 515 nucleotides long. RefSeq names its product S100 calcium binding protein A8 (gene S100A8). Gene Ontology annotation, cellular component: cytoplasm. The transcript has 3 exons. Gene Ontology annotation, molecular function: calcium-dependent protein binding; calcium ion binding. The coding region runs from base 174 to 443 and encodes 89 amino acids. Gene Ontology annotation, biological process: response to lipopolysaccharide; neutrophil chemotaxis; leukocyte migration involved in inflammatory response. Lineage: Eukaryota; Metazoa; Chordata; Mammalia; Sirenia; Trichechidae. The record is from RefSeq and is a predicted model, not a curated record.
CCCCUGGGGAGGGUCAGGGGAGUGGAGCAGCUGUUUCUGAAGGAAAAGCAGCAAAGCUCUGGGAGGCCUGGAACAAGGAUCAGGGGCUUCUGGAGGAGAGGGAGGCAGGCAGAAGGCUGCUGAGGCAGGUCGUCCGAGCCCUUUUCCAGUGGGUGAGGCAAAACUUGGGCACCAUGCUGACCGACCUGGAGAAUGCCAUGGACUCGCUCAUCACCGUCUACCACAAGUACUCUCUGGUGAAGGGGAAUGCCCACGCCCUCUACAAGGACGACUUGAAGAAUCUGUUACAGAUAGAGGGUCCUUGCUAUCUGAAGAUAAAGGAUGCAGACACCUGGUUUAAAGAGUUGGAUAUCAACAGUGAUAAUGCAAUUAACUUCCAGGAGUUCCUCAUAUUGGUGAUAAAGAUGGGCGUGAUAGCCCACCAUGACAUCCACAAAGAGUAGCGGGCAACUGGGCCCUGGGGCUGGGCCCCUGGACAUAUAUCUGCAGAAUAAUAAAGUAAUUGGUAUCUUGAG